CAAGAUUAAAAGGUUUGCCUGACAGGUGUAUGAUAUGAUAAUAUGAGCAAUUGAUAGCUUUAUAAAGUUUGUGAUAGAAUAAUGGAGUCCUUUCCUGGUUGAAAUACAGGAGGUAUGAUAAAUUAAUUACCAUUUUCAGUUUAUGAAGCAAAAGAGAGCCCUGAUUUACAAAAACGCGAGUAUCAAGAAAAUAAAUAAAGACUGUGAAAAAUCAUAAACAAAUAGAUCAACCAACCAUAUCAACAUAACUAUAAUAGAUACUACUAGAUGAUAAUAUGAAAUGGCAUUGGAACUACUAGAAGAGAAACUUGAACUAGCAGUCUUAUACUUCAAAACAUCAAAUUAUCCCAAAGCAUUGAAAGUAUAUGAUGAACUAAUCAAAUUAUUAUCAAACUUGUCUAUUGCAAAAGUAAAACAAAUACGACAAGAGAAAGGGUUUCCAGAAUCACCCAUCAUAGGAACAUGCGUUCAUCCAUCACUCACGUCACUUUUGGAUCAAAGAGCUGCUACCUAUGAAAAAUUGGAUCGAUUGAAUAAAGCAUUGUUUGAUGCUGAACAAAUCACUAAGAUUGAUCCUAUAAGUUGUAAAGGUUAUUUACGAGUAGGGAAAGUAUUACGAUGUAUGAAUAAAGAAGUUGAAGCUUAUAAAGCUUAUCAAACUGGGAUUUAUAUUAUAGAACAAGCAGCAAGGAAACAUGGGAUUAAAGUACUGGAAAAGUUAUUGAUUCAAUUGAAAAGUCAGUAUAGUACAUUAAAUCAAAAGCUUAGAAGUCAAAGACUUUCAAAAACUCCAUCUACUGGGAGUAAUAAUUCAAGUACUGGGGGUUCACAGGAAACCCCCUUGAAUAGCCAAUUAAACAAGAUGAUUCCAUUAAAGAGAAAUUCAAGUCAAUCAACAUCAAGUCAGAAAGUAAAAGUAUCAAAGCCAAGUAAAGCAUUCGAUCCAUUCUUAUAUCUACCAUUAGAAGUGAUUGAAGUCAUAUUUCAACAAUUACCCAUACACUUAAUCCUCAAGUGCCAUUUGGUGAGUAAGACAUGGUACUUCUGUUUAACCAAUAUCCCAAGUUUAUACAAUGAUAGAUUUAUAUUAAAACCUAGAAUCACAGUGGGAGAGUUCACCCAAGGUAUGAAACUAAUGAAACUGAUAGUUCAUAAAUCAUAUUCCCAACAAAUUAAGAAUUUACGAUUACGUUCAGUUAUUAAUGCCGUUCAGUUGAAAAAAGUGAUUGAAUUGAUAAUUCAAGAACCAAAUUUCAGUAUUCAGAACUUGGAUUUGUUUGAUACAAAUUUGAAUUUUCACCUUAUUUUGAAUCGUCUUAGUAAAUUAAGUUGGAGAUUAAAUAAUUUAAAAAGCUUGCAAGAGAUGAAAUUAGGGUUGAGUGGUAGUAUCCGAUAUGAGAAUAUUUUAUUAAAGCUUUUUCCAAAAUUAAAAAACUUACAUUUAGUAAUAAUUGAUCCUGAAUUGAAUAGUGCAUCGAAUGAUCUCAUACCGAUUCAAGAUAAAAGGUUCAAACAAUUAGUGGAAACUGCAAAUAAUGAGCUUGUUGAAUUUGAAUCAUUGCAGAGUUUAGUAACUAUCAAUCAUCCUCAAUUAUUGAAGAGUAAUAAUAAGAUGAGAGUUUCCAUGAAUAGUUUUAAUCCUUAUCCUUUAUUCCUUGAUAAGGGAUUCCCUAAUUUAACAGAAUUAUCCAUUGCAUCAUUUGAUUUUUUGAAUAGAUUGCCAUUGUUAGGUGAAUUCUUAAUCAAGACUACCAAAUUAACCAAGAUAAUUCUUGAAAACAAUGUUAAUUUUAAAUUAUUGGAUUUCUUACAACUUUUAAAGAAUUAUAAUCCAUCGUUCACAUUGACAAAAUUAGUAUUCCGAGAAGAGAAAUUAAACUCAGCUACUAAUUUAAAUGAAUUCUCUUUGAAUGAUUUAUCCCAAUUAUCAACUUUACAAUAUCUUGAUUUAUAUGGAAGUUCCUUAUCGACACGAGGAUUGUUACUAUUUUUAAAGAUAUGUAAUCGAUCAAAAUCUUUGGAUACGUUACUUAUCGGUCUCUCGGGACAUAUUUAUUUCCGAACUGAUACCUUCCAUAUGGGUCCAAAUCAUAAUACAUUAUCAUUGAGUCGAUUAAUCAAGGUAGUUCCAAAUUUGGCAAAGUUAUAUUUGAAUGAAUUAGAUAUUGAUAAUUUGACGUUAAAAACAUUCAAUCAAGAUCUUGAACGGGAGAUUGGGUAUCAAGCAUGUAAAUUAAAAGUAUUAGAUAUAAGUUUCUGUACUAAGAUUGAAGGUAUUGGAUUAAUUGAUUUAUUCAAUGCAACUUCAACUAAUUUAAAACGACUUAAACGAGGUGAUCAAUCAGUGGAAUGUUUAAAGUUGGAUGAGUUAAUUAUAGAUGGGAUUGAAAUCAAUCCUUCCACUCUUAAACUACUUACUGAUUUUAAAUUCGUCAAAGUUAUAAAGAAUGAUGCUAAUAAAAGAAAAUGGAAAUCAUUUGGUAUAAAUAGUUUAGUUAUUCAAUAAACUUAAUGAUUGCAAAAUUUUAUCUAAAAAGUUUUGACAAUUUUGCACGACCAACUUUUUUUUUUUGAUGUUUUAUUUUGUGUAGUGUA
Molecule: messenger RNA, 2595 nt
Organism: Scheffersomyces coipomensis
Lineage: Eukaryota; Fungi; Ascomycota; Pichiomycetes; Serinales; Debaryomycetaceae
Product: DNA-binding SCF ubiquitin ligase subunit
Exons: 1
Coding region: 281-2506 (741 amino acids)
Molecular function (GO): Hsp90 protein binding
Source: RefSeq, a predicted model, not a curated record